CAUAUUAUGUGUAAACUUAUUUUUUUAUGUUGCUGAUGUGUACAUUUCUACACACGAUCUAGCACGUCAUUCAAUUAAACAACUGGGUUAUACGCGUUUACCUGGCGACAUUUGGCGAAAUUACAAAUCGCAACAAGACUCAUACGAGUAGUACUUGUGUAACAAUUAGAAGUUUAACCGUUUUAGAAAAUGUUGCGUGACAAAAAACUGCUAACGAGCAUCGUUACGAGCUUGGCUUUAAUUUUUGGCCAAUCAGUACUAUCGCUCCACACCGGCUAUACAUAUGACAAAACACCCGUCUCGUCUGCUGCCCUCCAUGCUGAUUUGAAAUGCGGUUUCAUGUUCAACGAACUGACCCAUUUACGGCUAGUCAACCUGUUGAUGACAGAAGAAACCUUCCAACAGGUACCGCCAAGCGAAACGAUGGAAAUGAUCGGUUUUUCCUACAGCAGAGCAAUGGUACACGCGUUGAUCAACAUAGAAGGCAAUGCAUUGAACACGCUAACGACGAGCAGAAAAAAAUAACUAUCGGAAAGCUUUUGGACACCAACAAUUAUGUAUUGGGCUUACUGCAAAAGGAAGUGGAAAAUAAUUGCCGCGGAGGAAACAAAUUCAACUCGUACGACCGCUGGUAUCAGGACUGUAAAAACACUGAAGCAAUCUGUCUUGAUCGGAUAAAACUUGAAGUAAUGAGAAACUUUUCAGCAAUUAGACACAUGUUGAACAAAAACAAGUUUCCAUCAACCGAUAAUCGACAGUAUAUAGCGUUGAAUCUCAAAGAGCUGUUGAUGAACAACUUUGGAAAUAACUUACAAGUCCUGUCGGACUUGAUGUAUGUGUACAACGUGCAAGUGAUAUGGCACAACACAAUUACACAACUGCAUGCGGCUUGGGCACGUACGAAAGAAAUGCAAUGGUCCACGAACAAACUGAGCCAUAUCAAAGUGCAUUAUGACUUGUAUUUUGAUUUCUUGAAAGUCUUCAUAGUUCGAUUGUCGUGGAAAUAUUUAUUGCAAAUUAAAGACUACACCGGUUCCAUUCGAGAGAAUUAUGCAGUACAAUGGUACUUCUUAGUGGUGGAUUUCAAAAAAUUGUUAAACAUGCACGGUGAUCCUCACAUCGAGUAUUUGCUGGUAGCCAUAGAUAACUUAGCCAAAGCACAGGAAAGUAUAGUCAAUAUUAUAUAUUGCCUUGAAGAUAUACUGCGAACGAUCACUCCUCCGCUCGAAUGUGUGGCAACUGAUCCAAUGAAUUUAGACGGCGCAGAAUUUAAAGUACCUUACAAAAGCAUGGACCAAAGCCUAACGAAGUAUUUUAUGGACAUGAGUAGACCGAGGCCAAUUGAACGCAACGGUCUAGCCAACACCAAAUUGUUCCUGUCUCAUCUCCGUGUGAUAUUCUCAGAGGUUGACUUUGGUCUUAUUCGGUUAUUUUUAGAUUAUAUUAACGAAAUCAAUCAAUGAUAUU
This is a messenger RNA of Adelges cooleyi (spruce gall adelgid), 1467 nucleotides long. RefSeq lists its product as uncharacterized. The record is from RefSeq and is a predicted model, not a curated record. NCBI's taxonomy places the organism in Eukaryota, Metazoa, Arthropoda, Insecta, Hemiptera, Adelgidae. The transcript is spliced from 2 exons. The coding region runs from base 330 to 1463 and encodes 377 amino acids.